This is a messenger RNA of Drosophila ananassae, 630 nucleotides long. RefSeq names its product potassium voltage-gated channel protein Shaker-like. The record is from RefSeq and is a predicted model, not a curated record. Gene Ontology annotation, cellular component: voltage-gated potassium channel complex. Gene Ontology annotation, molecular function: delayed rectifier potassium channel activity. Bases 1 to 630 code for a protein of 209 amino acids. Lineage: Eukaryota; Metazoa; Arthropoda; Insecta; Diptera; Drosophilidae. The transcript has 3 exons. Gene Ontology annotation, biological process: potassium ion transmembrane transport.
AUGAGAAAGUCCACUUCUUGGAAAGUUGAAGUCCUAACAGGUCAGGUCCCGGCCCGGCAGUCAAAAGCGAUGCUAAUAAGCCCCAAUAAAAAUACCAGCGAACGGCCCGUCGGCUUCUGGGGCAAAAUUGUCGGCUCUUUGUGCGUGAUCGCUGGUGUGCUGACAAUCGCACUGCCGGUACCGGUUAUCGUCAGUAAUUUCAAUUACUUCUAUCACCGCGAAACGGAUCAGGAGGAGAUGCAGAGCCAAAAUUUCAACCACGUUACAAGUUGUUCAUAUUUACCUGGUGCACUAGGUCAACAUUUAAAGAAAUCCUCACUCUCCGAAUCGUCGUCGGACAUCAUGGAUUUGGAUGAUGGCAUUGAUGCAACCACACCAGGUCUGACUGAUCACACCGGCCGUCACAUGGUGCCGUUUCUCAGGACCCAGCAGUCCUUCGAGAAACAGCAGCUCCAGCUGCAACUCCAGCUGCAACAGCAGCAGCAGCAGCAACAGUCGCCCCACGGCCAGCAAAUGACGCAAGUGCAACAGCAGCAGCAGCAGCUGGGCCAGAACGGUCUGCGGAGCACAAAUAGUUUACAGUUAAGGCACAAUAACGCGAUGGCCGUCAGUAUUGAGACCGACGUCUGA